Molecule: messenger RNA, 1959 nt
Organism: Durusdinium trenchii
Lineage: Eukaryota; Dinophyceae; Suessiales; Symbiodiniaceae
Source: the annotation of a GenBank genome assembly
GGGGACCACAAGGGGAGACUAUGAAAGUCGCUUGCGAACAUGAGGUUUUUAAGUCUAAAUUUAAAUUGUGUUUUAUGCAACUGAAAUUGUUCUAUUUCUGAGUAUAGUAUGUGGUUUCAACAGAAACUAUAUAUAUAUAUAGGAACAUAUCCAUUUGGCUUCACAUUGACAGAGAGCAAUUCAAGACCAGAGGCAAGUCUUUGCUCGAGUUGUUCACGAUCACUUGUCACUUGACAAUGGUUUCCGCGGGGGAGUCUCACACAGUCCUUCUCCGAAGUGAUGGCAGUGCUGUUGCCUGUGGAACAAACAAACUUGGAGAAUGCGACAUUCCACCAUUGGAUGAUGGAAUGUCCUACACCCAGGCUUCUGCAGGAAGGCAUCACACAGUGCUCCUCCGAAGUGAUGGUAGCGCUGUGGCUUGCGGAGACAAUGACAAUGGACAAUGCAACAUUCCACCUUUGGAUGAGGGAAUGUCAUACACCCAGGUUUCUGCUGGGGGGUUUCAUUCAGUUCUUCUUCGAAGUGAUGGAAGCGCUGUUGCCUGUGGAAUACAUGAACAGUGGAUAGUUCCAGCUUUGGAUGAGGGAAUGUCCUAUACCCAAGUUUCUGCGGGAGAUUUUCAUACAGUGCUUCUUCGAAGUGAUGGCAACGCUCUGGCUUGUGCAUGGAAUGAAGAUCAUGGAGAGUGCAGCAUUCCACCAUUGGACGAAGGGCUGUUGUACACCCAAGUUUCUGCGGGCGAUGGUCAUACAGUACUUCUCCGAAGUGAUGGCAGCGCGGUUGCCUGUGGGUUGAAUCACUGCGGCCAGUGCAACAUUCCAUCUUUGAGCGAGGGAAUGUCAUACACCCAAGUUUCUGCAGGAGGGGUUCAUACAGUCCUUCUCCGAAGUGAUGGUAGUGUUGUUGGCUGCGGAUUGAACGCCAGCAAACAAUGCAACAUUCCACCUUUGGAUAAGGGAAUGUCAUACACGCAGAUUUCUGCAGGAGGGCUUCAUACAGUGUUGGUCCGAAGUGAUGGAAGUGCUGCGGCCUGUGGACUGAACAAGUGUGGACAAUGCAGCAUUCCGUCAUUGAAGUCUUGGCGUGAGCUUCUAACUUUUGCGGCCGCGAGCCGUGACUACACGUCUGUGUCCUCUACACCACUCGGCAAAGACUACAUCUUACAACUGGGUGUUGUCUUCGAAGAGGAUACAGCAAUGCUGACAUGCUGGGAUUUGGCUGGACAUGAAGUACUGCAAUUCUGGACACCUGGGUCUGACCUGGCCUCGGAUACUCAGAAGCGUAUUGCAAGUAAUUUGAAGGUUAGCCCCCAAAGUCUUCGAGUGGUUUUGCCUGACGGACAGUUGUUGGCCUCAAUUUGCAGGGCAAAUCCAUCGGCCACCAUUGCUGGCAUGGUGAAGUGAACCUGGGAAUCGCAUCCCACAUGAUCUCGGCAAGGUCGGCAAGGACAUGGAACCGUUAUUGAACACCGCGGAGCACCGCCCUCAACCGGAGAUGCAGUAUGCACCAGAUGGCCAUUGCGGCUCUUUGUUCUUCACCAUCUGCCAGGAACUCCCGGGCUUUGGGUGGCAUUGGUCUCCGGCCGUCACGGUCGGCGUCUCGCUGCGUAAAACGCUGGUUUCAGUUCGCAAGUACCGUGAACUUUUGAAUGCCGUAUUAUAUCGAAUGAUUUGAAUGAUUUGAAUGCCAUAUGAUAUGGCAUGCGUCAUAUUUUUUUAUGAUAUAUGUAUGUAUGGCCCAUAUCUCAUGCUUCAGAUUCCAAGGUUAGCAUGCACAAAGGCACAAAACGGCACAAACACCUUUUUUGUUCACCCGUGUCACCGCACAGAAGGGGCUUCACCGCACCCCGCGAGCCGUCCUCAUCGGCCGUCCUCUUAAAGCGAACGGUCGACUCAGCCGGACCGGUCGGAGUGAGUGUUUGUCCGCCGGACGAAGGUCGUGUUCCGCCGGAUGCACGUG